AUGUGCAUCAUCUUCUUUAAGUUUGAUCCUCGCCCUGUUUCCAAAAAUGCAUACAGGCUUAUCCUGGCCGCCAACAGGGACGAGUUCUACCACCGGCCGGCCAGGGCCGCAGACUUCUGGGGGAGCAACAACGAGGUCCUCAGCGGGCUGGACAUGGAGGAAGGCAAGGAGGGUGGCACGUGGCUGGGUGUCAGCACGCGGGGCAAGCUGGCCGCGCUCACCAACUACUUGCAGCCGCGGCUGAACCAUGAUGCCCGGGGCCGAGGUGAGCUCGCGGCCCAGUUCCUGACCUCCGACACGGACAGCUUGUCCUACCUGAAGAAGGUCUCGGCCGAAGGCCACCUGUACAACGGCUUCAACCUCCUUGCAGCUGACCUGAGCACAGAGAAGGGAGACGUCAUUUGCUACUAUGGAAACCGGGGGGAGCGGGAGCCUGUCGUCUUGGUGCCAGGGACCUACGGGCUGAGCAACGCGCUGCUGGAGACGCCCUGGAGGAAGCUGUGCUUCGGGAAGCAGCUCUUCCUGGAGGCCGUGGAGCGGGGCCGGGAGCUCCCCAGGGACGCGCUGGUGGCCCAGCUCCUGGGCGUGCUCAGCAACGAUGAGGCGCAGCUGCCAGACCCAGCCAUUGAGGCCCAGGGCAGGGAGUACGUGCGACCCAUCCUCAGCAAGUAUGCGGCUGUGUGCGUGCGCUGCCCAGACUACGGCACCAGGACCAGCACGGUCAUCCUUGUGGAUGCAGACGGGCAUGUGACCUUCACGGAGCGCAGCAUGCUGGGCUCGGACCCCACCCGCUGGGAGACCACUACCCAUGAGUUCCGGCUGCAGAGCUAG
Molecule: messenger RNA, 831 nt
Organism: Rangifer tarandus platyrhynchus (Svalbard reindeer)
Lineage: Eukaryota; Metazoa; Chordata; Mammalia; Artiodactyla; Cervidae
Source: the annotation of a GenBank genome assembly